Molecule: messenger RNA, 1851 nt
Organism: Eimeria maxima
Lineage: Eukaryota; Apicomplexa; Conoidasida; Eucoccidiorida; Eimeriidae
Product: lanthionine synthetase C-like protein 1, putative
Exons: 5
Coding region: 1-1851 (616 amino acids)
Biological process (GO): peptide modification; carbohydrate metabolic process
Cellular component (GO): plasma membrane
Source: RefSeq, a predicted model, not a curated record
AUGGGGAGCCGCUACUUCUCCCCUUUUCCAAGUGAUGACGGUAAAGAGAUCCGUCGUGCUGUGAUAGAGGCUGCUGCUGCUCUGGGCUCAUGUGGCUGGUGGGGUCCUGAGCGUGUUGAAGCAGCAACAGCAGCAGCACAAGACAUACGCAGCAGUAGCAGCAGCAGCAGCUUGCUUCCCCUUGCUGACCUUCUUGAUUCAGCAGCGGAAUAUAUGGAAGGAUUUGAUUCCAAUGAUAACUCAAGGCCAGGGUGUAUUUACUCAGGAGACGCGGGGGUUGCCUAUGCAUAUAUUAGAAGGGCCGAGCGGUUGAUAGCAGAUGCAGAAGCAAAGAGACGCUGCCUCCAAAAAGGCAGUGGGGAAGCAGCAGCAACAGCAGCAACAGCAGCAGCAGCAGGUGGAGACACGGCAGCAGCAGCAGCAGAAGCAGCAGAAGCAGCAGAAGCAGCAGCAGCAGCAGAAAGGUCUUUGCGUCGCCGCUUUACCUUCCUUCAGGGAUAUGUCGGCCGUUUAGCCUUGGCUGCUGUAGCCCUCCAUCUCUUAAAGAGAGAGCGGGAGGCAUUUGCUGUGCUGCGUCGCUUGGCAGCAGCAGCAGCAGCAGCACUGCCGCGCAUGCAACCAGAGGAAUGCGAGCUGCUGUAUGGGCGAGCGGGGCUGUUAUAUGCGUUGCUGUUUACCCGCUGCUUGUGGUUGCCUCCUCCACCUCCUUCUUACUUCCCGCCUUUGGCAGCAAAACAGACACAACCACCUGCAGCAGCAGCAGGCCUCUUUAGCGACUGCCAUGAAGGCAGCAGCAAGAGCAGCAGCAGCAGCAGCGAGAGGAAAGAGGAUGUGGAUACCUGCUUACAACGUGCAUCAACUCUUUCCUUGCAGAGCAGCAGCGGGAGUUUCAGGUAUCCAAUGUCCCUCAACUACGGCAGCAGCAGCAGCUUCAGCAGCAGGAGCUUCAGCAGCAGGAGCUUCAGCAGCAGCAGUAGUUUCAGCAGCAGCAGCAGCAGCAGCAGCAAGAAAUGUACUUGUUCAGGUGUAUGCAUGUGUGGAGAGAGAGAGGCAACGCGGCUGCUGCUGCUCGCUCUUAUAGCGCAGCUUGUGGGGCAGAUAGUAGCACAGGGCUUAGCAACAGCAGUAGCGAAUGAAGGUGAUUGCAUGCACUCUUUGGAUAUGCAGCAGCAGCAGCAGGUGCUGCUACCGGAGUCUAUCCCUACUGCCUUCUUAAAAGCAAGACCCCUCGUGCUGCUGUACGAAUGGCACGACAAACAGUACCUAGGAGCAGCACAUGGGGUUUGCGGCAUCUUGCUGCAGCUGCUGCUGGCUGCCGAUACACUGUACCAUGCGGCUGCUGCAGGGUGUUUCCCGGGUCCAACAAGUCCCGCAGCAGCAGCAGCAGCAGGAAGAAAAUCGGCAGCAGCAGCAUCUGCUACAGCUGCUGCUGCUGCCAGCUGGGUUGGCUGUGGCACUGGUGGCAAUGGAGACGAUACAGCAGCAGACCAGGAAGCAAAGUCUGCUGCAGCAAGGCUGCUAGCAUGCUCUCCUGUUGUAUGUAGCGGCAUGCAGCCAAUAAAAGGCAGUGAAGAGGUGCCUGUCUUUUGUCCUGCUGCUACAGAGUUCCUUUGCUGCAGCUCAGGUGUUGCUGCUGCUGCUGCUCUCCGUGACAGCACCUUCAUAGAGACAAAGCAUUCGUGGUGCUCUCCCAGCAGCAGCAGCAGCAGCAGCAGGAAGGAGCAACCGGCACGGGGGGGGCGGGCACCAGUGCUCCGCCUUCUGGUUCGUCCUUGCGUCAGCAACAACAGCAGCAACAGCAACAGGAGGAGGAUUGUCUGCCACAGCUGUACCGACGGCGUCGCUAUCUAA